AUGGCGUGUAGUAAAUACGAGCGCUACAAGCACACUUCGAAGAAUGGCAUAUACACCCAAGACCAGUUGUUCAACUACCUGAAGCAUGCUCAUCCAGUUGGGCUCUCCAUAUUGCUUGCGCACGACGAUUUCGAGAUCAAAGAACAUGUGCCGGGCCGCUUCGCUCUCAGAGUCGGCUACACCUCCACUCGAUCUGGAGAGAUAAAAAACGAGCUAUGGCUGACCGAAGUCAACGCAAAGACGACGGGAAAGUUCAAAGGUCUGCACUACCACACUCUUGAAGACGGCAGUGUGAAUCAGCAGGUGCAUGGAUCACAAGGAUUCAAGGGCACUGGCGUUUUCAGCAAGUUCACAAAGAGUGGACGUGUGAGUGGCUUCGCCUUCAUUACGAAGGCGCUCUUCCAGCUUAUCAUGCUCUACACCGGCCAUAGAUCAGUGUACAGCACAAUCGGAAACGAUCACAUGACUCUCGGUCAUCUUACUAUCGCGCUGGGGGCGAUUGCUAAGCAUGGCGCCCCCGUAGGAGAGGUAGACGUGGCUGAGGACGGCGAGGAGGUAGCUGCUGGUAUUGGAGAAGACGGUAAUCUGAUCGUGGCGGAAGAAGGCGGCGAACCAUCACUUGAGGGCAAGGACAACAGGAGCAAGGAGGCCAUGCAGGCGGAAGUUGAUGAGGGUGCCUCAGCAAAGAAGAUUGGCGCAGACUAG
Messenger RNA from Alternaria viburni, 705 nucleotides. RefSeq lists its product as uncharacterized. The record is from RefSeq and is a predicted model, not a curated record. Lineage: Eukaryota; Fungi; Ascomycota; Dothideomycetes; Pleosporales; Pleosporaceae. The coding region runs from base 1 to 705 and encodes 234 amino acids. The transcript is spliced from 2 exons.